This is a messenger RNA of Daldinia vernicosa, 487 nucleotides long. RefSeq lists its product as uncharacterized. Bases 19 to 450 code for a protein of 143 amino acids. The transcript has a single exon. The record is from RefSeq and is a predicted model, not a curated record. Lineage: Eukaryota; Fungi; Ascomycota; Sordariomycetes; Xylariales; Hypoxylaceae.
AGCACAUCCAUUUUCGGAAUGAACAUUAAUGAACUCAAUGAGAAUGGACAGUCCUUGUGGGUUUUCAUUGCGACAACUGUUUCGAUCGUAGCAGCGACAAUGAUACUAUGGGGCUUCAUGUACCAGCUUCAAAAAUAUAAUUCGUUGCCGAGGAUAAGUUCCAGAUAUGAGGGAAAGCCUUGGCAGACUAGGCUAGGUCGUCUUCUCCAGCUUGUCUUCCGAGGACAUAUUAUCUGGGCCUGGAAAUCAGGAAUACUCGUCUCCCUCCUUACGGACGGCCGAGUAGCAUUCCUUAGGUCUUGUACCGAUUGUAACUCCAACGCACGCCUAGUGGUGCUACCGAAAAGGCAUAACGAGCAUCGUCCGUGUGACUAUAUCAAAGAUCAUCUCGGAAGAAGGGGCUUUGAAUGUUCUAAGCUCGAAGAUGUUCCGGAACGAAAAAUUAGGUAAAGAAAAGGGAGAUACGUAGGUACUUACUGUCCUAAAG